Messenger RNA from Chondrus crispus (carragheen), 1035 nucleotides. RefSeq lists its product as hypothetical. The record is from RefSeq and is a predicted model, not a curated record. Lineage: Eukaryota; Rhodophyta; Florideophyceae; Gigartinales; Gigartinaceae. The coding region runs from base 1 to 1035 and encodes 344 amino acids. The transcript has a single exon. Gene Ontology annotation, biological process: mitotic spindle assembly checkpoint signaling. Gene Ontology annotation, molecular function: ubiquitin binding. Gene Ontology annotation, cellular component: mitotic checkpoint complex; kinetochore; bub1-bub3 complex.
AUGGCCGCCCCACCUCUGAUCGCUCUCGACCCCGCACCUCCAGAUGCCGUCUCGCGCGCCUCGUUUUCCCACUCUGGCGAUUCCGUUCUCGUAUCCACUUGGGCUGGCACGCUCUCUGUGUACACGUCGUCAAACGGCUUGCUCAAAGCCGAAGCACCUAAGUCAUCCCGCCCCUUGCUGGACGCGACUUGGGCAGGCGCUACCGGUGAUGCCCUAGCCGCCGCUACAGUCGACGGACGCGUACUGCUCACCUCCCCGAAGGAGUCGGCCUUUGCGCCAUGGACGGAACUGGGAAGACACGAUGAUGCCGCGAGAUGCGUCGUGUCCUUCGGGGAUGUCCUCGCCACGGGCUCCUGGGACUCUUCUGUGAGACUGUGGGAUGGACGCACGGAAAAUGCAGAAGCUAUGAAGGUUGACGUCGAAGGAAAAGUAUAUGCUAUGUGUCGAUGCGGGGAGGACUCUGUGGCGGUGGCUACUUCGUCCCGACGUGUGCGUAUCGUGGAUAGGAGGAAGCCGGAGAAAUUUGUGCACGACAAAACACCUCCGACCCUCCAGUAUCAGCUUCGUGGUCUUAGCGCACGCGCGGAUGGAGGUCAGUACGUUGUCGGGAGUACAGGGGGUCGUGUGGCAGUAGAGUGGCUCGAUGGAAAGGAGGAGCCAUUUUCGUUUAAGUGUCAUCGAGCAGAUGGUCUUUCGUUUCCGGUGAACACUAUUGCGCAUAACGGUAAGUAUGGCUCUUUUGCGACGGGUGGCGGCGAUGGGCAUGUCUCAUUCUGGGAUGGAGCGGCCAAGAAAAGAAUUGCGCAAUAUCCGAGAUACCCCACUAGUGUCGCAAGUAUUGGUUUUGACGGGAAUUCAGACAGGAUGGUCAUUGCUGUAUCGUAUACAUUCGAGGAAGGGGAGAAGGAUCAUCCCCCAGAUGAAGUGCAUAUUGUCAAAGUUGAUGACGCGCACAUAGCGACAAAACAGGAUAAAGGAAAGGUCGAAGAAGUGACAAGGGUAACGCAGAACAAGCCCGCACUGACAGAAACAUAG